Molecule: messenger RNA, 830 nt
Organism: Rotaria sp. Silwood2
Lineage: Eukaryota; Metazoa; Rotifera; Eurotatoria; Philodinida; Philodinidae
Source: the annotation of a GenBank genome assembly
UACUGUAUAUCUGAUGUGGGAAUCAGUUGUAUACUGAGGUUAAAUCUCAAGAAUAGGCAUAUUUUAUGUAAUUUUCAUCCAAAUUUGACGACGCAGAUAACGAGUAUUUUUAUGGAUUGGCCCAUCGGUUUUUACAUAGACUUAUGUGCCCUGAUGUUCUCUAUCCAACGGUUAAAACCGCAGCUCUCUAUGACUUUCCCUUCAAAAGUUAUAAAAAUUCUGCCCAAGCGACUUAUUUUCAGAAAUGGAUAAUAGACAUAGGCAAAUCAGUUCUAACAAUCAAUAAUAAAUCAAAAAGAGAGAUUUUAAUUUCUGGUCGAAUCCUGAAUGAAGAAUUCUGUUGUUUUUUCUUUAGAAAACGUAAAGAUUUUCAAUUAAUUCCAAUUCUUGUUGGUUCACUCGAUUCAUCAAAAUUAGAAAAAUAUGGUCAAUUAUUAGCAUCUUAUUUAUGUGAUUCAAAAAAUUUAUUUGUUAUCUCAUCCGAUUUUUGUCAUUGGGGUCGACGGUUUUCCUAUACACCACAUAAUCCUGCUGAUGGUGAAAUCUGGCAGUAUAUUGAAAAGUUAGAUCAUAAAGGAAUGGAAUUGAUUGAAAAAUUAAAUUUACCCGAUUUUCAUACUUAUCUUCGUUCAACAGAUAAUACAAUAUGUGGUCGAUAUCCAAUAAGUCUUUUACUUGCGACAAUUGAACAAAGUAAAAAGGUUGUUCCAUCAAGUCAAUUACCGAAAUUCUCUCUGCAAUUUGUCAAAUAUGCUCAAUCAAGUCAUGUGAAAAAGUCGAAUGAUUCGAGUGUUAGUUAUGCAUCUGCUGUUCUAACUGUUGUUGGCUAA